AUGGAGGUUUUCUAUGUCUCUUUGCUUUCCUUGUUUGUUUUUCUUGUAACCCUUUCACUCAAUUCCCUCUUCUUCAAGAAACAAUCUGGUUUAUCUGGUCCCUUACCCCCCGGGAAGACUGGGUGGCCGUUGAUCGGAGAAUCCCUAGACUACCUUUCUUGUGGAAGGAAAGGUAAACCUGAAAAUUUCGUGUUUGAUCGGUUGGCAAAAUACUCAUCCAGUGUAUUCAAAACACAUCUUUUCGGAGAAAAAGCUGUUGUUUUCUGUGGGGCUGUGGGGAACAAAUUCUUGUUUUCGAACGAAAACAAGCUUGUGGAAGUUUGGUGGCCUCGCUCAAUUGACAUUGUCUUUCAUCCAUCCAAUGAAACUUCACCAAAAGGAGAUGGAAUCCAACUGAAAAAAAUGUUUCCCAAUUUCCUAAAACCCGAAGCAUUACAAAGCUACAUCGGCACCAUGGAUGAUAUUGGUACAAAACAUUUUGCUUCUAGUUGGGAGAACCAGGAUCAAGUUGAAGUUUACCCACUUUCCAAGAACUACACUUUCUCGGUUGCUGCUAGAUUGUUUGUCGGUCUUGAAGAUCCUACUGAAGUUGCCAAAUUGUUUGAACCUUUUGUUGUUUUGCCUGCUGGGCUGUUUUCAUUGCCAAUUAAUUUGCCUGGAACACCAUUUAGUAAAUCAAUUAAGGCAUCAAAUCAGAUCAGGAAGCAACUUUUGGCAAAGAUUAAGCAGAGGAAACUUGAUUUGGCUGAUGGAAAAGCAUCCCCUACUCAGGAUCUCUUGUCAGUUAUGUUGACUACAAGUACUGAAGACGGGGAAUUUUUGAGUGCAACAAACGUUGCUGAUAAAAUUCUAGGAUUGUUAAUUGCUGGUCAUGACACUACUAGCACUACAUGCACUAUGAUUGCCAAGUAUUUAGCUGAGUUGCCUGAGAUUUAUGAAGCUGUCUACAAGGGACUAUGGCUAGGUUUUCGGAGGUAG
Messenger RNA from Oldenlandia corymbosa var. corymbosa, 978 nucleotides. Lineage: Eukaryota; Viridiplantae; Streptophyta; Magnoliopsida; Gentianales; Rubiaceae. The record is from the annotation of a GenBank genome assembly.